AUGGCCACCCCUAGUGUCCUAGCCUUUGACGCCGAGGGUCGCGCCAUUGAUUUUGAGGUCUGGCUAGAUGACCUGCAGCUUUUCUUACAGUGCGACAGAGCUGACAGCCUUUCUCUCUUUGACCUCACCUCUGGCGCCUCUCCUGCUCCUGCUGCCGAUGCUGAUCCCACUGUCCGCUCUCAGUGGGCCACCCGCGAUGCUGCUGCACGUCUUGCUGUGCGUCGCCACCUCCCUACCUCUGAGCGUGCGCAUUUUAGUCAGUACAAGAGUGCUCAGACCUUGUACGACGCUGUAGUUGCACGCUACUCCUCUCCUGCCACUGCUGCACUGAGCCGUCUCAUGCUUCCCUACCUCUUUCCUGACCUCUCUGCCUUUCCCACUGUCGCUGACCUCAUUACGCACCUCCGCACUAGUGACGCUCGCUACCGCGCCGCCCUUCCUGCUGAGUUCUGCGCUAAGAACCCCCCUCCCAUGUACAUCACUCUCUACUACGUAGUCGCACGCCUCCCUGACUCCCUCCGCGUAGUCAGGGACCACUUUCUCGCAGUCUGUCCCACCACUCUCACCGUCGACCUCCUCGAGAAGGCCCUCCUCGCAGCGGAGAAGAGCAUAGUCGCUGUCGGUGCCUCUCGUGGUGACCCUCGCACCCCCAUCUUUGAGGGGUGCUCUCCUUCCCCCUUGCUGCCCUCUGUUGCCUCUGCUGCUGCGGCCGACCUGCUUGGUCUUGAGUCGGUCGGUGCGGCGUCUGCCCCUAGUGGAAGACGUCGCUCUGGCAAGGGCAAGGGGGGCAAGGGCGCGGGCGGAGCUGGAGGGGGCGGUGGCGGUGGCGGCGGAGGCGGCGGAGGGAGUGGGGGUGGCGGCGGGAGUAGUGGUAGUGGUGGUGGUGGUGGUGGCAGCAGCGGCGGAGACGGUGGUGGUAAUGGCACCGGUGGUGGUGGAGGCAGCAGCGGGAGUGGAGGCGGUGGAGGUGGAGGCGGUGGAGGGGGAGGCGGUGGAGGCGGCGGCGGAGGAGGCGGUGGUGGUGGAGGAGGUGGAGCUGGUCGUGGUGGUACCCAGCAGCGGAGCGGCGGUGGUGGUGGCCAGCGCUCGCAGCGGCAGCAGCAGCAGCGUUCGCGGGACAUCCCUCCGCCUCAGCAGCUUCGUGAGUGGUACACUGCGCGUCAGAGGGGUGGGGGUACUGGUCCCUGCGCCUACGUUCUUCGUUCCGGCGACCGCGCGGGUGAGCAGUGUGGGGGUGCCCACUCCACCCAGCGCUGCUUUGGCCGCCUGACGGACGCUUGGCGUCGGCAGUUCCCCGGGGCUAGUGAGAUCCCUCGCUGGGAUGAGCUCCUUAGGGCUGGUGUAGCGAUCUUUGAUCUUGAUUUUGAUGCUAUCCUCUCUGCUAUGUAUGCUGUGACUUAUAGUGAGGAGUAUGAGGGUUACCGGUGUUUCCAGCCCGACCCGGGCAUUGGUACUGCUGCACUAGGUACUUGUGAGGCUGCUGCUCUAGGUGCCAGUGCGUCUGCGCUCUCAGGUACUAGUGAGACUGCGCUCUCAGGUGCUGGUGAGACUGCGCUCUCAGGUACCGCGUCGCCCUCGUCCUCCCUCACUUUCACACUUGACUCUGGGGCUUCUCGCUCUUUCUUUCGAGACCGCACUACCCUCACGCCACUUGGCCGACCGGUUGCGGUCUCCCUUGCUGACCCCUCUGGGGGUCCUGUCCUGUCUCACUUCUCCACUGUCCUCCCGUGUCCGGCUGCCCCUUCAGGCACCCUGUCUGGUCUGUACCUUCCCUCGUUCUCUACGAACUUGGUGAGUGGUGCGGACCUACAGGAUGCGGGGGUUCACCAGUUCACUCCUGCGAGGCGGCGGGUGACCCACUGCACGGACGCAGACACAGGCCGACACCUGGCCACCUUUUCGCGUCGGCCGGGGUCGAGUCUCUACACCCUGACCACUUCGUCUCCUCCUGUCCCUGUGUCUGGUCAGGUAGCUCCGUCAGGUCAGGUGUUUGCUGCUGCGUCCCGGUCAGGUCCUGAGUCUGCCCCCUGUUCCUGUCGCCUCCUGUCUCACGAGACUCUCCUGUGGCACCACCGUCUAGGCCACCCCUCCUUGGCUCGUCUUCGGAGCAUGGCUUCCCGUGUCCUUGUCUCUAGUCUUCCCCGGUCUCUCCCUCCUCCCCCCCCCGGGCCAGGGCCUUCCAGUGUCCCCUGUGUCGAGGGUCGCCUCCGGGCUACUCCUCACUCCUCCCACUUCCCCCCGACAGAGGCUCCGCUGCAGACGCUUCACAUGGAUGUGUGGGGCCCGGCCCCCGUCCGUGGGCAGGGUUACGAGCGCUACUUCCUGUUGGUGGUUGACGACUACUCGCGUUACACCACAGUCCUCCCCUUGCGCAGCAAGGGUGCUGUCACUGAGGUGCUGAUCGACUGGAUCCGCGAGGCUCGUCUCCAGCUCAGGAAGAGCUUCGGCUCGGACUUUCCUGUUCUGCGUCUGCACUCGGACAGAGGCGGAGAGUUCUCCUCUCGCCUUCUGCGAGACUACUGUCGUGCACGGGGGAUCCGCCAGACCUUCACGCUUCCGGACUCACCACAGCAAAAUGGGAUUGCUGAGCGCCGCAUUGGCAUGAUCAUGGAUGUUGCUCGUACGUCCAUGAUGCAUGCGGCUGCCCCCCAUUUUCUGUGGCCGUUUGCGGUGAGGUACGCGGCGCAUCAGCUCAACCUUCACCCGCGGGUCUCUAGGCCUGCGAUGUCCCCAGCCUUGCUGUGGACGGGGAAGGUUGGCGAUGCGUCUGUGUUUCGUGUCUGGGGAUCUCGGGCGUUUGUCCGCGACUUGUUUGCGGACAAGCUGUCCCCUCGUGCUGCUCCCUGUGUCUUCCUUGGCUUCCCCACUGACGCCCCAGGGUGGCAGUUCUACCACCCCUCCUCUCGUCGUGUUCUGUCCUCUCAGGACGUCACGUUCGACGAGUCGGUCCCCUUCUACCGUCUCUUCCCCUACCGCACCCCUUCCCUCCCCCCUCCCCCGGACUUCCUUGUGCCGGUUCCCCCCCCGGUAGACCCCCUUCCCCCUCAGGUUCCUGCUCCCUCAGGUGUGUCCCAGGUAGACGCCGUUGACCCGGUCGAGGUUACUGGUGACUCUGGUGCUGCUGCGGGUGCUGAGCCUGGGGGUGCUGACUCUGGGGGUGCUGUCCGCGGGGGUGCUGAGACUGGAGGAGCUGCUGCUGGGGGUCCUGAGCCUGGGGGUGCUAGUGCGGAGGGUGCGGAGCCUAGGAGUGCUGCGCCGGGGGGUGCUGUCACUGGAGGUGCUGGGUCUGGGGGUGCUGAGUCGGGAGCUACUGAGCCUGGGGGUGCUGAGUUGGGAGCUGCUGCGCCUGGGGGUGCUGUGUCUGGAGCUGCUGAGCCUGGGGGUGCUGCGCCUGGGGUUUCUCCUGCUGCUCAGCCUCCCCGGGAGCCUCUCUCUCCACAGGAGCUGCGCGAGUGGUUCGCUCAUCGUUGGAGGCGUGCUGCUGAGUCUGGGGGUGCUGCUGGAGCUGGAGCAGGACCUUCUUCGACUGACGAGGGUGCUGGUGCUGCCGGUCCCGGAGCUGCUGGGCCUGCGGGUCCUCUUGGAGCUGGCGCUGCUGAGGGUGUUGGUGCUGAGACUGCUGCUGUUGGUCCUGCUGCUGGAGGAGUUGGUGGCCCUAGUGCUGUCGCUGAGGGUGCUGGAGCUGUCCCUGCUGCGCCUGGAGCUGCUGAGCGGCCUCGACCGUACUUCGUUCCGCUACUGCAGCAGGUUCUUGGUCUUUCUCCUCCGGUAGAGAGUCCACCGCCUGUCCAGUCGCAGUCCCUGCUGGAGCCUUCCUCUCCGCUACCUGCUCCCUCUCCUUACACUGGUCCUACUGGAGGUCUUGCUGAGCGUCGUGAGCCUGCGUCUCGUCCUGCGUCGCCUGUUCGUCCUGCUCGCGCUACUGGUCGCGGUUCGCGUCAGCGUCCUCCUCCUGUCCCUGGCACGCACCAGAUGUCUUUGCGUCCGUCUACUGCUCCUCUGCGUGCCCCUUUGCCUUCUCCUCCUGCGUCCUCUCUUCCUGCGCUUGCCGACCCUGCGUCGGACUUUCUGCGUGCUGCCAGUCCUACUGUCACGCGUUUCCUUGCUACUGUGGUCACUGACCCUUCUUUCGAGUCUUCUGCUGCGUCUGCCCUGCUCACUGAGCUUGUCGACUUUGCUGCUCGCUGUCGCUUAGACUACGCUGCUGGUCUUGUUGCUGAGUCUGCGUCUGUCUGUCCUCCGUCCGUCGGGGGUGAGUGUGCUCUUGGCACGGACGUCCUAGAGGACAGGCAGGAGGAGUUACAGUGUCUAGCGGCUGCUUCACCUCAUCUCGCGUCUGUACUGCUUGCCCCUGAGGGAGACCCGGAUGCACUAGACAUCCCGACUCCGCGUUCUUACGCGGAGGCCGUAGAGGGUCCCUACUCCUCUCAGUGGCAGGCAGCUAUGGAUGCAGAGAUGGCUUACUGGAAGUCCACAGGCACCUACGUUGACGCAGUUCCCCCUCCUGGGGCGAACAUCGUCAGUGGCAUGUGGAUCUUCAGGGUGAAGCGGCCGCCGGGCUCUCCGCCUGUCUUCAAGGCGCGUUACGUCGCUCGUGGCUUCAGUCAGCGGCAGGGAGUUGACUACUUUCAGACCUUCUCUCCCACCCCGAAGAUGACUACUCUUCGGGUGCUGCUGCACGUUGCCGCUCAGCGCGACUACGAGCUUCACUCUCUCGACUUCAGCACUGCGUUCCUGCAGGGUAGCCUGCACGAGGAGAUCUGGCUGCGCCGUCCGCCUGGCUUCACUGGGACUUUCCCUCCUGGCACCCAGUGGAGCCUCCGACGGCCAGUCUACGGUCUCCGCCAGGCACCGCGUGAGUGGCACGACACACUGAGGACUACGCUUGCGGCUCUUGGGUUUGCUCCUUCCACUGCUGACCCGUCGCUGUUUCUUCGCACUGACACUUCCUUGCCCCCGCUCUACAUCCUCGUGUACGUCGACGACUUGGUCUUUGCCACAGCGGACACUGCUGGACUCGCCUACGUGAAGUCCGAGCUGCUGAAGAGACACACGUGCACAGACCUGGGUGAACUGCGCAGCUACCUUGGCUUGCAGAUCACUCGGGACAGAGCACGCCGCACCAUUACCCUGACUCAGUCACACAUGGUGCAGCAGGUCCUUCAGCGCUUCGGCUUCACGUACUCCUCGCCUCAGGCCACUCCUCUACCUACUCGCCACUCGCUCUCAGCUCUGCCUUCGGAUGAGUCCGUAGAGUCGAGUGGCCCGUAUGCAGAGCUUGUUGGCUGCCUCAUGUACCUGAUGACCUGCACACGACCUGACCUUGCAUACCCUCUGAGCAUCCUUGCACGCUAUGUUGCUCCUGGGAGACACCGACCUGAGCACAUGGCUGCAGCGAAGAGGGUAUUGCGCUACCUGUGCAGUACGUCGGGCAUGGGGCUAGUGCUUGGAGGGCGGAGUCCAGUGGUCCUUACGGGCCACGCGGACGCUUCUUGGGCUGACGACCAGGCUACGCAGCGUUGUGAGGCUGAGAUCUACGCCGGGGCCAUGGCUGCGCAGGAGCUUCGCUGGCUCACCUACCUGCUGACUGACCUUGGAGAGCCGCCUCGUUCUCCUCCAGUGCUGUACGUAGACAACAAGGCCAUGCUGGCCUUGUGUCGAGAGCAGCGUCUGGAGCACAGAACGAAGCACAUUGCUCUCCGCUACUUCCUUGCUCGUGAGCUGCAGCAGCGUGGUCAGCUGCGACUUGCGUACGUGGCCUCUGAGGCCAACACUGCUGAUGUGUUCACCAAGGCACUCGCGCCUUGUGACCAUCAGCGCUUCUGUACCCAGCUGGGUCUUGUGCCUGUCUUGCCUCACUUGCUCUCUUCCUGA
This is a messenger RNA of Closterium sp. NIES-65, 5874 nucleotides long. The record is from the annotation of a GenBank genome assembly. NCBI's taxonomy places the organism in Eukaryota, Viridiplantae, Streptophyta, Zygnematophyceae, Desmidiales, Closteriaceae.